Bombyx mandarina (wild silkworm) is the source of this 6938-nucleotide messenger RNA. RefSeq lists its product as uncharacterized. The record is from RefSeq and is a predicted model, not a curated record. Gene Ontology annotation, molecular function: protein binding; DNA binding. Lineage: Eukaryota; Metazoa; Arthropoda; Insecta; Lepidoptera; Bombycidae.
CUGUGGUUUGUUUAUGCCCGACAUUUUCUAAUAAAAAUAAAUUUACUGAAAUUUCACGUUGAUGUCGUUUGAUAGGCGGUUAAUAUUUACAUCUCGGCAGAAUUAUAAAAAAAUAUACCGAGAUUGCAAAACAAAAUAUACAGCUAUUAAAAUCUUUAAUAUAAAACUUUUGUUAUAAAUGUUACGUGUACAUAGCGAAGCUCAAUUUUUUUUAGACCAAUAUAGCGGGAAAUCGUCGUGACGCGCUAACAUUGAUAAUUCGCUAUCGAGCCUUUUGAUGUGUUGUAGCACGCGUGUUAUGUGUUCAUUUACUUAUUGACGGCACAGUACGGUCAAAAUAAACUAAAACUGACAAUGUCGGACGAAAUGGCGGUGAUUGAUAACGGGGGAACCGAAGAAACUAAUACUGAGAGUAUUGAGAAGGUGGACACGGACGUCGAAAGAAGUCUAGAAGCUAAAGAAGUUCAUAAAGAUCAUACAGAGCUUAAACAUAGUGACGAACCCUCGAAUUCUCAAGAAGAAACUGAUUCUAUAGAAGAUUCAAAACUGGAAAUUGUUGAAGAUAAUUUAGAAAAGCAAGAGAGUGUUCCAUCUACAGAACCAAAUGUCAGCCCUAAUAUCACAGAACCCAAAAAUACAGAGCCUGAGCCAAUUACAGAGUUAGACACUAAAGCUCUUGAUGCUGUCUCUGAAACACAAGUAGCAGACCAAAAAAUAUUUGAUGAAGAUGUGAACGAAACUCCUCCGCAAAUUCCAGAAUUACAAGUCCAUGUUGAAACAGAUGUCAAGACCCCUGAAAUGGAAGUGGACGAAAAUAUUGAAGACAAAAUCGAAUUUGAGACUGAGAUGUUGAAAAGAGACACAGAUGACAGUUGCAAAGAAGGUGAGAAAUUAGAAGAUAUAAUUGCGGAAGUAAAUAAAGGCAUCAAGCGCAGGGCAUCAGAUGCUUUCGGUGAUGAGAAUGAUGAAGAAUUUAAGGGAUUUGAUACCGUUGAAGAUAUUAAAACAGAAGUUUAUGGUCGUGUUGUUGCACGUUUGGAAGCUGAAGUGUCAGCAGCCAUCAAGAACUUCACUCCAGUGAGGAACGUGAUAGCUACCCCUACAGCUUCAAAACGACCACGCACUGAUACUGAUGGAUCCCGACCAUCAUCAGCUAUGUCAUCAAAGUCCGAUGAGAAUACGGAUAGUGUACCGUCAUCUCCUGCGCAGCGCCGCCGUGCCACCAUCGACAUGUCGUCUCCGGCUCUCCGCUUGCCGCUGGAGCGCGGCUGGAAGCGGGAGCUGGUGUACCGGGCGGCCCUGGACUCCCAUUCCAGGAAACACGGUGACAUAUACUACUACACGCCGCUUGGAAAAAAGUUGAGAUCUACUAGAGAGGUGUCUGAGCAACUGGCAGGCACAGGACUGACAUUAGAAAACUUUUCAUUCUUCAAGGAGCCACUAGGAGUUGAUGAUCCUGAUAAAGAAAUUAUACGUGACGCGAAGUUAAUGCGCCGCGUGGAGUCCCCGGUUUGUAGCGCCCCGCCCGCCGUCGAGGGCAAGCGCACUCCCAAACCCAAGCCUCCCAAGGGGGCUAGUCCCGAACCUGUCGCGCUGACUUCCCCACCUGCCAAGAUCAAGGUGAAAUCAGUGGGCUCACGUCUCAGCGGCUCGAUUCCCGUACCAGCAGCAGCCCCGGAACCGAGGAAGCUGCCAAAGAAACCGCAACCCCAACAGCCGGCACCGACCACACCGAGCAACGCGGACAACAAUAACACUGCAGCCUGGAAGAAACCCAGCGAGGACAAGCGACGCGGCCGCCUGGCCAACGGCGCGCCGCCACCCGCGCCCGCCGCCGCGCCCCCCAACUCCCCGCGCCGCCGCCGCGCCCGCGCUGACGUCACGCUCGACGCCGACCACUUCGCGCCCUUCUACAGCGCCGCGCAGGAGAGGAACUACAAUGUCGUCGUGCAGAUUUUCCAGUACUUGGGCAUGCGUGACCUGGCCCGCUGCGCCCGCGUGUGCAAGCUGUGGAGGCAGCUGGCCGCCGCGCCCGCGCUCUGGAGGCACGUCCGCAUGAAGAACUCGCACGUGAGCGACUGGGCCGGGCUGUGCGCGGCGCUCAAGCGCAACGGGACCAAGCGGCUGGACCUGCGGAAGAUGCUGUUGCCGCAGAACGACGCGGAGUUCUGGGACCAGUUCGCCGAGCAUAUCGGCACCGUCGACACCAUAGAGCGGAUCGAGCUGUGCCGGUGCCCGGCGCGCGCGGUGGAGGCGGUGUGCCGCGCGGUGCCCGGGCUGCGCUCGCUGGCCGCGCUGGCCAUCCGGGACGCGCUGCUGGACCCCGCGCCGCUGGCCGCGCUGUCCCGCCUGCACGAGCUGCGCCUCAAGAGCAUGACCGGGCUCAGCCUCACGCGCGACCUGUCCCACCUCGCCGCGCUCACCAGCCUGCAGCACCUCAGCCUCACCUCCAUUAAGGCGCUGGGUUGGUGCGCUUGCGAAGUGGUGUCCGCGCUGCCGGCACUGGAGUCGCUGGAGCUGGGCGAGUGCACGUUCCGCGCAGACUUCCCGGCCGCGCUGAGCCGCCUCACCCGCCUGCGACGGCUGCGGCUGGAGCGGGGCACGGCACACGCUGCCUCGCCGCCCACGCUACGGGCACUGGCCGCGCUGCCUCAUCUCACCAGCCUUGAGCUGGUCAAUGUCGAUGUCAAGGUCGGCUUCGACGACGCCCUGGCUGAGUGCAAAAACAUUCAGAGGCUGCUGAUAAUACCCACGUACGUCUCACAGUCAGCGACCACCAAUAAACAGGUGCUGAGCGGCGUGCUGAGACUGAAGGAGACGCUGACGCACCUGAUGUGGGGGGUGACCAUCGAGCUGCUCCGCGUCACGGAGCUGUUCAUCGACCAGUGCAAGCAGGCCGGGGACGCCAAGCGCCGCGAGCUGGGCGAGUGCAUCCCCGUGCUCAAGCCCGUGCCCGGCUGCCGCCUGCCCCCCGACCACCCGCACGUCGCCGGGCCCCCGCAGGUGGAGAUCCUCCCGCUGCCGACUCUCCAGCGGCUGCUGUCGGCACAGCUGCCGAACACGAAGCUGAAGCUACUCCGCAUCCCGUUCCACGCGACCUGGCGCCAGUCGCUCGCCGACUUCCAGUAGCACCAGGCCCCCGCGUCCGGUGGGAGGCCGCUCAACGGUGCAUAUUCCAACCUGGACGAGGAACACAACGGCGGGCCGUUAUGACGAAGUGCCAAGGUCAGACUUUAAAAAUUUAGUGGCAUUGUCUGUGAUUCGACAUAAAUAACGUUUUAGUCUGAGCAUAGACAACGAUAAGUUUCUACGGAGCCUCGAGAGCUAGUGUCGGAAGUGACAGCUGUCAGUGAUUCGCUUUGUAUCCGGAGCAUGGACGAGGAAAUCAACUUCCAUACAGCCUUGAGAAUUUGUAAGGAGUGACGUCAUAUCAAUGGACUCUUCCCGAUUCGGUACUUAAACCAUUACUUCUGGGCCACGUCCAGAACUGUUAUGAGUCACGUUGACAAUAAAUACGUUAUAGAAAUAUUAUCAUGGAUUAUGUCGCGACGUGCCAGUUUUUUUGGACGAUUUCUCAAUCAAUAUUCUGGCUGUAGUAAACAAAUAUUGUAUUUGUUUUGUUUUAAAUUUGAAACGAUAUUUUAAUUUGUACAAGACGGAAUGAUACUAUCCGUGUUUAACAUGUCUACUAAAAACGUAAUUCAUAUGAAAAUAAUUCAAUAUAUAAAUUCGAACACUCUUAGAGUAAAAAAAUAAUAUGAAUUAACAAACUUUAAAGAUGUAUACAUAACAUAUAGAUUUUUAAAGUACACAAUUGAUAUAGAAAAAAAUAUAUGUUACGUUAAGUAUGUAAUGUGUAAAUAUUAUAAUUUAAUAUAUAUAUAAAUAUAUACAAUUAGAUUUUAAAACGAUCAGUGCCUCUAAUUAAUAUGAUGUGUCACCUCAAAAUGAGCCUUGCGUACUAAAGUAUAAUGUCUACAAUAGAAUGUACGUUGUGAUUAAUACUAUGGACAGUUUAUUCAUUGAAAUAUGAUUGUAAUUUUAUUUCAAAUUACAUAACAGCGAGGAGAGUCAUUGUUUGCUUAGAAAUGGCUAUUAGGCUUAAUUUACAGUAUACCGUAUUCGUGUUACAAUCAGGGACAUUUAAAUAAUGCUUUAUAACUUUAUUAGUUGUUCAUUAAAAUUUACAUGGCUCUCUGAUUUUCUCACAAGGAUGUCGAGAAGUAAUCUAUUUUGAUUGCUCGAUUUCUUGUGUAAUAAGGUUUAUUUUGGCACGCACAUACAUAUCGUUCAUAUGUGAUGAUACAUGUAUUCAUGAGCUUGACAAUCAAGCUAACGAACGAACAUCAAGCACUGAUGUUUGUCCAGCAUAAAUGUGUUAUAAAAAUUACUCUCGAGUUGUAUUUUUUAAAAAGUUGUUCAGGUUUUCCAGUAGGUGGAUUAUGUUUGCUGUUUGUUAUAUAAUUAUAAUAUAUAAUACAUUUUUCUUCCAUCAUAUAAAUCUUCUAUUCUUCUUUGUUCUAUUAUGUACACCUUUUUCAUUAUAAAAAAAAACUGGGGAAUUGUUCAAAGUGAUAUCGUCAAUGAUACUUUUUACUAUUGCAUCACAUGUCACCGGAGCAUUGUUUACUAGCUGAUGCCAAUGCGGUGAUCUAAAGUGCAUUGCCAGAGAUCAUUGUUCCCACUUACCUUGCGGCUCUGGCAUGAGCUUCCUUCGACGUUGUUUCCGGACUGUUAGACCUGUCCUUUUUCAAGCUUUCAAAAGUCCCUGAGCCGCAGGCGGCUGCCUGUCUGUAGCUUUAAUCCUUUGAAUCCAGAGUCUACACUUAUUGGACACACAGCUUAGUCUUACAUUAGUCUAUGGACCGCAAAGGUUAAGAUCAUGGAUAAGCAUGAACAACAGCUUAUCGCAUGAGUCGUAUGUUCAUCUGCAUCCUAAGAAACUAAAACAAAUAUAGUUUGUUUCUUGCUCUAUACAUGUCAAUGUUAUUUUAUGUCUUACUGUAAACCCUGUUGGCAAUCCUUAAAUAAAUAAAUAAAUAGUUCAACAUAAUCCGCCUCUGUACUAUGAAUGAUGUCGCUGAGUAUAUAAUUGAAAUAAUUAUGUUGCAAUAUAUCCAGUAAAUGUGUAUAUUAUUAUUUUUUAUUAUCAUUAUUAUAACACGCACGGUCGAGUACAACCCUCUUUAAAUAUUAUAAUUAUUUUCGUUUCGUGUAAAGAGAUAUGUAAAAUGUUGGUUAUUUUAGUUUAGUGUUUGUUCGUUGUAUUUUCGAGUUUAUUUGUGUGAUACUUGAUUUCAAAGAACCGUCUAUUAGUUUCCUACGAUCGUUUGAAACCGAGUCGCAAUUCUUUUGCUGUUCCAAAAUCGAUUUAAGAGAGUUUGUUAUUACGUCAUUUAAUCUACGUUCAAUUUGACAGUCACCAUAAACGUCAUCUGUCAUGUUUGAAAAUCAAAACAUUUCCCGCCAAAAUGCUACCGCUAUAUUUUUUGUUUUCGCUGUCACGAAAAUGUAGUAUUGCUAUUUUAAUCUAAACACGACGCACUCUAUCUAUAGUUGUCAAUAUCUUCAUGACGUCACAUGAGAAGAAAUACGAUCUAACAGAAGACAUAAGACGGACGCUAAACAAUUUAAAUACGCACAAAUUUAAAAUAAACGCGAUCUAGAUUUUUGGUAGCACAAAUCGAUUUAUUUAUCGAUUUUAAAAACAUUUAACAUUCUCUGAAUUCUAAUUUGCUUAUGAUGACUUCAAGUUGAAGAAUCAAAUUUAUUUAAGUCUGAAUGGAAUUAUCGUUAUGAAGUUAAUGACUACUUACUUGUAUACAAUAAGAGCCCAGUGACGUAUGAUCUGAGAUAUAGGCUGGGUGCGUUGUAGUGAGACCUUGAUUUUUUUCCAACUCAAAAAUCAAAACAUUGUUAUUGUCAUUGCCACGGUUAGACAUUUUGGUGCAAGCGAACGUAUUUAACUCUCGACCGAUAUAGAUUGAACUAUUAUAAUUUUACGAAAGGAACAAGUAUCGCACAACAUCAAAGAUAAUUAUGUAUGUAAAUGCUAUGAUUAUUUUUAAAGUUUAUUUACAAUGAAACUAAUUGUGUUUAAUCAUUAUUGUUACUUAAUAACGCCCGAGAUGACACCAAAUUCACGAUCUCUGCACGCUAUAUAUAUAUAGAAACACUAAUAUUACAUAAUAACGAGGCGUGAAAGACUAUUUGGUUUAAGCAACAUUUGGCUAAAUCCUCGACAUUUAUCUUUAUAAAUUAAAUGUUUGUUUUAUUUGGUACUAUUAGCAUCAACAAUUCAAUGAUUUUAAUUGAACUUCAAUUAGGUUUACCCCAUUCGAAUAACUCAAGAAGUUUUUUCGUCAUGAUAUUGUUACCUUAAUUUUAAACUUUAAAUAGCUCUGUUGUAAAGUUGAAAAAAUUUCGCUUAAAAGAAAUAACCUUUCUUCACCCCUCGGAUGUGUAAUACAAUAAUGCUAUGUAAAUUUUUUUGUAUAUCGUGUUGAAACCAAAUUAUGGGGAUGGGAUCCUUUGGUUUGAGGCCGUUAUAUUGUGUCAUUCACUCACUCUGUAGAUGAUUUCAUUGGAAUUUGACAUCAGCUAUGCCCAUUGUCUUUAAUCGCCGCUGUGAUGGACAAUAGAGAUAUGAAAAGACGAUUCGUGAUUCAUAUUGUUACGGGCUAUGGGGUUCGAGAUAAAUAAAAUUUCACCAAAGUACAACUAAAAACUGUAUUCAGCACUUAAAACACUUUAAAACUCUCAAUUCGCUUGUUCCGCUUCGCUUCAGGUGAUCCGUUCGCUGUUUCGUUUCGAGUAGUUCCGAUUACUUACUGACUGUGUGCCAUCCCUGUAACGCUUUUAUAGUCAAUACCUCAUGCCUAGAAUUAUCGAGAAUAUUUCACAAAUCUCUAGUAGUAGUUUCCGCUAUCUGACAAUAG